AUGUCAUGGCGUAUAUCUGAUCUAGAAAUCAUCGCAACAUAUAGGAUCGACUUGUAUAGUAAAGGUGUGGAAAAAGAAGCAAACAGCUUUGACUGGGAUCACGACUUUUAUGAUAUUGAUCGCGACGAGAAAAUCAUUUGGUCAGAUGCCAAUUCCACCAAAACAGCGGCAGACAACCUCCAGACCAAGUUCGGCGAUGGAAAAGACGGACUGAUUCCUGCCGACAACCGCGAGUCAAUCAGGCACCUCGUAUACCAACACAAGCAACAUGGAUGCGAUCUAAUGGCGCGUAUGCCAGAUUGA
Messenger RNA from Fusarium sp. VM40, 303 nucleotides. NCBI's taxonomy places the organism in Eukaryota, Fungi, Ascomycota, Sordariomycetes, Hypocreales, Nectriaceae. The record is from the annotation of a GenBank genome assembly.